UGAUUAGCACUUGAUGCUAAAAACAAAUGUUUUCAUUCUGUCUAAAGUGGCUUUUUUGUUUCAGCGUUAGAAGUCGGUGGACACAUAAAACUUUAUAAUAUAUAACUUAGUACUUAGCGUAUCCAAUGUUUGAAAAGUUUAAUUAGAAGCUUGAACCUGAUAAUUGAGUUUUUGAAGAGAUGGACAUUUACGCAGGAAUCAUCGGCGAUUCAACCAAACAGCAAGAAAGGCAUUACUAUCUUUUGUCUGAGCUGCAAACUUUAGUCAAAGGUCUAUCGAGCUCCUUUCAGCAGCGGCUGUCCUACAACACGCUCAGUGACCUGGCUCUGGCGCUCAUCGACGGCACUGUGUACGAGAUAGUGCAAGGCCUCCUGGAUAUCCAACAUCUGACUGAGAAGAAUCUGUACAACCAAAGACUGAAGCUGCACGCUGAACACCAAGGCCUCAAACAAGAGCUUGCGCGAAGGCACAAAGACGCUCUGCAAUCAUGCAAGUCACACAACCUUGCACUUCUUAAAUCAAACCAACAGGCAGAGUUAGAGGCACUGGAGAUUCGUGUGAAAGAGGAACAAAAGAUGAUGGACAAAAAGAUUGUUGUAGAAAUGGAUCAAAAAGUGAUUGACCAGCAGAACACUCUGGAGAAGGCGGGAGUGCCGGGGUUCUUCGUCACCACAAAUCCGCAGGAGCUUACAAUGCAGAUGAACCUACUGGAACUGAUCCUCAAGCUGCAACAGAAGGAAUCACAAGCAGGAUUACUAUGAAAACCGUGAAGAAGGAGGCCAGUUUUGAAAAAAGACACUCAAGACAGACCUACAAUGGCUGCAGCCCUUAUACUUUCUUGAAUUUGAGUGAGGUUGAACAGCUCUAUCUCCAAGACAUCGAGGAAGUAUUUAAACACCUGCUGUGAAGUUGUCUGUCAAGAAUCAAGCACAAUGUUAUCAAAGCUCUUCAUCUGAGCAGAAGCAGAACAUGACGGCUUGAAUGCUGGGUCACACAAAGUUGAAAUGAGACGUCAUGUCAGAAAUUAUUUUGCACAUUUUGAAAGACAAAAAGAGAUUAUUGUGACUUUUGUGUUGAGAUUGAACCUUUGGUUGUUAACUGUGUCCUGAGAGCAGUCAGCAGUCUUUGAGUUGAGUAGUUAGUCGUGCACAGAGGCACAGUUUUGAACGGCAGUAGUGUUCUGACACCAGAUGGUGAUUAUAGUUUUUCUUCUUCAGAAACUAGUUCGUGUGGCCACUUUUAUUUAUUGUACUGGUGUGUUAACUGUCACAAUGUUAGACAUAUUUUGUUUAGACUGUCUUUGAGUAGCUUUUAUAUGCAUUUUUGAUUAUCAUGGCCACUUAACCAUUUGUAUAUUUUAAUUUUUUUAUAUAAGUUAAAUUACCUUCUGUUGUUUUGGCCCAGAUUACGUUUUAAGGUAGUUUUGUGACAUUUAUAUGUUUAUUUUUGUAAGAUUUGAGUUUAGGUUAACAUGUACAAUCAUUUUUUCAUAAAGAUAAUACUGACUUAAAGUUUCAACUGGCAAGCAGCUCCAUGCAGCAUAAAGAAAUGGCCAAAAGAAAUUGACACGUUUGAAUAAAUGCAAAUAAAAUAGUUACUGACUUUC
Molecule: messenger RNA, 1606 nt
Organism: Salarias fasciatus (jewelled blenny)
Lineage: Eukaryota; Metazoa; Chordata; Actinopteri; Blenniiformes; Blenniidae
Gene: dgcr6
Product: DiGeorge syndrome critical region gene 6
Exons: 5
Coding region: 180-761 (193 amino acids)
Source: RefSeq, a predicted model, not a curated record